Molecule: messenger RNA, 1401 nt
Organism: Penicillium vulpinum
Lineage: Eukaryota; Fungi; Ascomycota; Eurotiomycetes; Eurotiales; Aspergillaceae
Product: putative exopolyphosphatase
Exons: 1
Coding region: 1-1401 (466 amino acids)
Cellular component (GO): cytoplasm
Molecular function (GO): exopolyphosphatase activity
Source: RefSeq, a predicted model, not a curated record
AUGACUCUCCUCCAAUUUUUACGGCAAGCCCGCCAAGUACACCUCAAAUUCAUCUCGGGUGCCCUGUCCGAGCCUCCAAUCUACGUAAUCGGCAAUCCCUCCGCUGACCUCGACUCCAUUGUGUCGGCAAUCAUCUACUCCUACUGCGCGAACAACAGGCUCCCGGUCAAAACCCCCCGACCCCAUAUCCCACUCCUAAACCUACCCAAUUUCCCCGCUGGGACAGAGCUGUAUCGACUAAGACCGGAAUUUUCAGCUGCACUAUGGUCAUCAACCAAUUUCCCCGCCCUAAACAAUGAGGAGCAAUUCGAGAAUACCCUACAUUCUGCUGGUAAUUUCCUACGCGACCAUGUUAUGACCAUCGCGGAUUUUGCGCAGUCCCUCGAAGACCAAAAUGUCCUGAAACAGAUUCUCGUGGAUGCAACGCUGGUAGAUUGGAACGCGUUCCCGCGCCCCUCAAAGACCGAUAAGGGCUCGGGAUCCCUAACCGGGUUGCCGGGUGUCUCCUUCCGGACUAUUGGAUGUAUCGACCACCACGUGGACGAGCACUCCAUGCCAAGCAUUGACGAAUUACCAGAAGGUCAGCCUAUGAUUAUUCAGCCGGGACCUGGGUCCUGUGUAUCGCUCAUUACUCGAGAGUUGCAACAACGGAAUCUCUGGGACUCGACUCCGGAAAUGGUGCAGGUUGCAAAGCUUGCUCUUUCUGCAGUGCUUAUUGAUACCUCGAACCUCACUGCCGAAGGCAAAGUGACCGAUAUCGAUCGUAUGGCUGUCGAAUUCCUGCAAUCCCAAAUCGAGGGCGGAUCACAAGCUGCAGUGAAUUCUAAAAACAACUGGGAGUUAGAGGCGUUCUACAAAAGCAUUCUUUAUGCUAAACAGAAUAGUCUAGAUCUUCUUACGAUGGAUGAGGUGUUGGAUCGCGAUUACAAGGACUGGACUGAGACGUCACAGUCCUCGGGGAAGACUGUGAAAAUGGGCUUUUGUUCUGCCGUCAGACCUAUGCGAUGGAUUGUACAAAAGGCGGGUAGCCCGGAGAAAUUUCUCGAUGCUGCGCGCUCAUUCGCAACUUCGAAGGAGAAAGACUUGGAUGUGCUUGUUAUUAUGACGGCUUUUACAGGCACUAAUGGUAAGUUCUGUCGCGAGCUGUUUGUCAGCGUGAUGGGUGACAAUGAAUCGGCUGUUGAGGGUGUCAAGAAGUUUGUUGAGCACUCCUCCCACCACCUUGGGCUCAUAGAUUGGUCUCCGCUCGAUGGGGAGGAUAUCCCUGAGCUGACAGGAGAUUGUCUUCUUACAUUGAACGAGGAAUCACCCCUAUGGAGAAAAUUGUGGGUGCAGACCAAUGCGGCUGGUAGUAGGAAGCAGGUCGCCCCGUUGCUACGGGCAGCAGUAGCUAAAUUGUAA